GUAACUCUGUCAAUUUCCGUCCUCCAUCUUUCCGCAUUGGGUUUUCACGAUGCCGCCUAAGAAGGACGCAAAGUCGUCGGCCAAGCAGCCGCAAAAAACACAGAAGAAAAAGGAGGGCUCCGGUGGCGGCAAGGCCAAGAAGAAGAAGUGGUCCAAAGGCAAAGUCAGGGAUAAGCUGAACAACCAAGUUCUGUUCGACAAGGCCACCUAUGAGAAAUUGUACAAGGAAGUGCCUGCUUACAAACUGAUUACUCCCUCGGUUGUCUCUGAGCGCUUGAAGAUCCGUGGUUCAUUGGCCAAGCGUGCUCUGAUUGAGCUGCGCGAAAAGGGUCUCAUUAAGCAGGUCGUGCAACAUCAUUCCCAGGUCAUCUACACACGUGCCACCAAGGGUGAUGAAGCGUAAAUUUAGCUUUACCACACAUACAGUGCCGCACGUAAAUUUACAAUAUAACAAUUGAUUGUAUGAAGGUACCAAGGCUCUACUGCAUGUAGUAGAAUGUUGAAUAAACUUGCUUUUUGAUGUAAGGAA
Messenger RNA from Drosophila hydei, 529 nucleotides. RefSeq names its product 40S ribosomal protein S25 (gene RpS25). The record is from RefSeq and is a predicted model, not a curated record. The coding region runs from base 50 to 403 and encodes 117 amino acids. NCBI's taxonomy places the organism in Eukaryota, Metazoa, Arthropoda, Insecta, Diptera, Drosophilidae. Gene Ontology annotation, cellular component: cytosolic small ribosomal subunit. Gene Ontology annotation, molecular function: structural constituent of ribosome. The transcript has 3 exons.